Molecule: messenger RNA, 3819 nt
Organism: Uranotaenia lowii
Lineage: Eukaryota; Metazoa; Arthropoda; Insecta; Diptera; Culicidae
Product: AF4/FMR2 family member lilli
Exons: 4
Coding region: 677-2521 (614 amino acids)
Molecular function (GO): protein serine/threonine phosphatase inhibitor activity
Source: RefSeq, a predicted model, not a curated record
CAACAAAGGUUUCAGAAAAACGGAAACGUUGUUCAAUUUUGAAUUUUAAUCUGGUAAAUCAGCGAAAAAUUCUCCAUUAUUAUGAAUUUUGGUGUCAACGUUAUUUCCUAAUGUAUUCUACAUUGAAUUAAAAACAUUUAUUAACUUUAUCGUACUUUGAAUAAGGAAAUUCGACAUUAAAUUCCGUUUGUUUACGAAGGUAUUUCAAGUUUCAAAUCUGACAGUUCGGCUGCUGAGGGAUCGACAUUUUUCGAUUCCUCUCUGUGCCCAGCCAGCUAGUGCAAAGGCAAAAGGCAGGCAACAAAUCGUUCGCGCGAGCCCCAGAUCUGGUCGAGAAAUUAGUGCUCAAGUGAAAAAGUUCUCCAUGUUUGAUUUCUCGUGCAGAUAAAGGCGUGUUUCCGAGCCGGAAAAGUGCAUUUUCAGCGUUGAAAUCGCGUUCAGUUCGGUGCCAUUUGCAUGGUGAAAAUGUCAGGAAUCGAUUUGGGACUUGUUUAGUUGAUCUUUCUCGAGCUUUGGGGGCAAAAAGACUUUCGAAGGUGCCCUUUGUGAGGUGGGAUUCUGCCCCGUUUUCUAUUCUGAGAGUGAGCGAACUGGUGAACAAUUUCAAUACUCGUCUCAGUGGACUUUAUUUAAGAACAGUAAAACUGACCACGAAUGAGAUCUUUUUAACGUCGAAAUGGAUGUGGAUUCGCCAAAUUCCCUGAAAAGAUGCUCUAGUGCACCACAAAUCAACAAUCUACUCCCAACAGCCACCGUUGGAGUCCAUCAUCAUCAAAUUCAUCAGCAGCAACAGCAACAGCAGUCUGUUGUUCCCAUGGAUGAAGGACAAUCACAGUCAACGGGUGAACCAUCAACCGGUCCAACCACCGGAAACGGUACCACCCUACAACAUCAACAACAACAACAGCAAUCUGCUGCCAAUCAAAACCAUCAGCAAUUAACCCACCAACGGCCAACGUCGUUAUCAAAUUCGCCGGCCAGCAUUCCCGGCAUACCAGGAAGCGGAAGUGGUUCUGGUAUCAUCGGAAGUUCUCUAACCCUGAGCGGACACAGUCAACACCAGCGAAGUCAUUCGCCGCACAAUGUCAAUGCAAUGUCUUCCAGCACCUCCAGUUUGCUGGCCGGGUCACAUUCACCCGUGCUAAGGGACCCUCCGCCGACUUCGUUUUCUAACAUCUUUGCACCGAGGGCCCGUCGAUUCUCGGCCAGCUUCAGCCCUCUGGCCGUCAUAUCCAAUGGCAGUUCUAGUCCAAGCCGUUCCGGUAGCUGCACCCCGGGCCCAAGGUUAACGCCCCGAAUAUCCCAGCUGCGCCAGGAGGAGUCGGCCGAUGUAACCAACAGCCGUGAAGUCAACCAUGAACGGGAAAUACAUUCGGCCAUGCAAAUGUCCCAAAGCUAUGAGGAUCUAACGCUGGUCACCGAGAAUUGGUCCUUCGGGUCGGGCUCCGGUGGAAUCAACAAACAUAACGAGGAUCUUGCCAAUCCUCUGCACGUGGCUCUUCCAUCCGUUGGAACGACCUACUGCUCUAGUCCUUCCCCAACCAGUCGCGGUGGUCUAGGUCUACAGUAUCCAACUAGUUCACCAUCGCCAACGCGAAAGUAUGUCACCAGGCGGUCAAUGUCGCCUUGUACCAUCCGGCCGAGCCCGUUGAGCUCGUCAGUAAAGCGAAAAUUCGACUUGGAUGAUCACAACGGAAGCAGUUGCUAUUCGCCACCACCACUGAAAAAGAUAUUCAACCCGGAAAGGGGAUCAUCUCCCGUGUGCCAAACACCGUCACCUUCUCCCAUCUGUCCCAGUCCGGAUUCGUCGACCGCAUCGUUUGAAAAUGGAAGCAAUAACGCGAGCAGCAGUGGUCGAAUCACGCCAAAAUUCUUCGUAACCAAGCUGAGCAGCGGUGUCGGCAGUAAUGGCAAUACUAGUAUGCUCGGUGGUCCGCCAGUGGGGUUAUCCUGUAGCUUGGCACAUCCGCUGCAUACCGAUUCGCCACCACUGUCCACGUCCUCAUCGUCGUCGCUCAUGAUGAUGGACUGUGGAGUGAGCAGUAGCAGCGGUCAUCAUCCACUGCUGGAAGAGGAUUCUAGCAUGAUUGGGAAAAGCAGAACUGCCCAGGUUGCUCCCAUGGUGGAAAGUUCUUCUGCAGGAGUCAAAAUCGAUUGUGAUGAGGACAUAACCGACUUGAAUGUGAUUGCCAGCAGCACCAGUACCACGAGUAUGCUGACGUCAGAAUCAUCCGAGGCGAUGAUGGAAGAAGUGUUGCACAAAACGACCACGACUCGGCCAGCGCUGCCUAGCGAAAGCCACUGCCAAUCGGAAUCGGAACUGCUGGACAGUAGCAGCAGUGGAAUCGGCCAAAGUCACAGCCGCUUGAGCACCUGCAGUAUCAGUAAUGCAAAUAGUACCGAUAAUAAUAGUGAAAGCAGUAGCUCUCUGUGUCCCAUGGCAUUUAGUGCAGGUGGAGGAAGUGCAAAUCCAUCUGCUAGCGCUUUUAUAGCCAACAAUAUAGAAAUAGCAGAAAUCUAACCUUCCCUUUCCGGACCAUGCAUUUCUUUAAUCAUAUAAUAUUAGCCAACACGCUUAGGAAAAUCGCCAUAGUUUUUCCAAAUCUAUUUUUUUUCUUUUUUAUCUACCGAUUUGUACAGUAGCAAGUAAGAUUUUCUUUUUCGAACUUUUCAAGUUCCUCAUAAAACAGAACGAACAUGUUGUGCCGAUAUCGAUUUCUUUUUCAUUGUACACUUCUAAUUGAAGAGUGAAACUUAGAAAACAUAUUUUUCGCAAAAGCAAAAGAAAGUGUUCUAGUGUUUCAUCUAUCGAGCGAAUUCAAAUUUAAAAAUAAACAUCGUCUUUCUUAACAUGUUUGUGUAAGCUUGAAUUAGCUUAAUCUCCAAUAUCUUUUUUAAAAAGAUAGAAAAAAAACUUUUUUUUGUACGCGUACAUAUUUUUCGAUUGCUUGUUCUAUAACGUAUACAGAAUAGUAUCAAGAAAUAAUUGCCAUCAGUGCUAUAAUUUAUUCCGUUUCGCACAAUUUCAUUUAACAACUAGUUGAAACACUGGAACAAUUUUAUAAUUAUUCGAGAGUUCUGCUAUGGAUGCAUUGUAGUUGAAAUGAAUACAUAUCUUAAAAUCACUAAAGAUUUUGAACAGUUCUGUUACAAAAACAAAAAAAAAACAACAUGUAUCUGCGCUAGAUCGUUCCACAAAAAUCUAGAAAAAAAAUAACACGAGAGCACAACUUUUCCUCAGUCGUGCGAAAUCAAACCAUACCAAAUAACCAAAACGCAUUGUAAAGGAUCUUCCUUCAACAUAGUAGUUUGCACUUAUAUGUAGCAGCAGUUGCGUAAGCGGCAUGAUAUAAAUAAAGCAAAUAAAAUAGACACACACACAGAGAGAAAAAAAAACAAGUUUAGCAAUAGCUCCUUCUAUCGAAUGUUACUAAGUAGCACGGAAAUCCCGGAUGGUUCAAUCCUGUUAGAGAGAAAAGCAAUAACUGUACUGUACGAUCUGUUUGUCUAUCAUAAGAUUUUCUGAAGAAAAAAAAAAAAAAAUUCAAUCCAAUCCAAUAAAAUUCUACCAACACGUGUAUGAUCAAUAAGCUGAACAUUAUAGUGACACCGUGUUUCUAUACAUUGAUUUAAAGUUGCUUAUUUACGACACGCAAAUUCAUACGGUGAAUAAAAACAAAACCGAUAGUCAAACGUGUGCGACGAGCGAAAACGUGAAUUAAGAAAAUAUCGUUCUAUCUUUUGGGUAUGUGAAUGAAUUUAGUCUAAUCCCCAUACUAGGAGUUCAUAAAUAACGAAAAGUGAUAAUAAAAGAUAAUA